CAACGCCCAAUGGUCUCUUGAUACGCUCUUUCGGAUCUCUCAGCCGUUCUUAUGACGUGAAGCUUUUCGGCAAUCGGUAACCCUGGGGCCUUUGAUUGGGCCUUGAUUCCUGAGACGGAGCUAUCAGCGGACUUGGGAUGAGGUUCCUUGCGCUGUCUCUUAGCACCUGACCCCUCCACAUUCUGUUGCCCAACUAUAAACACAUUUUACCUUCGCUUCAUUGCUACUCGUCUAUCUCCCGCGUAACAGGUUCUUUCGACCCUAACCUUCUUGGGUUGGCACGUUCAAAUACCAUCGAACCGAAAUCCCUUCCGACCCCGCUUCAAGCAGUAGAUAGAAACCUUUCCCCAUGGCUUCUUUCCUUACGGACCUCUGGUCCAGCGUCUUCACGCCAGGAGCGACGCCGACCUUACUCGUCGCAACGAACGCGACAUUUGCGGCCCUACAGGUGCUCCUACUAGCCCUUCUUGUUGCAACGCACAGCAUUCACUUUUUGGUUCUCUCCUGCCUAUGCGGCGCGCUGUGGUGGUCGAUAAACUGGUUUGUUGCGGAACUUGAUGUCGCCAAGGCAAAGGAUGCACGGGGCAAACAGGGUUUCGAUCAGUCUGCUGUUACUGGCAAGGAACCCUUGAUCCGACCGCCAGGCGCAAUCGACACUACGGAGAGCGAGACGGAGACCGAAAGCAUAACAGGCGGCGAAGAAGCCCAGUUGUCUAUGGCUGCUGCAACGCCUUUUAGCAGCGCCGCUACGGGCCGCAGACUACCCCCUUCUGCGUCGAAAAGGGAAUCUACACCUGCUGCAUCGAGCCAGCACUCAGUCCAGACUGUGACGGAAGGAAGUCAGGGAGAAGUGAGACGGCGACAUGCUCCUCAUGAUAGUUCGGGUUAUGUGAGUACGGAUAGCGAGUGGGAGAAAGUUGAGGAGGAUCGAUAGUUUGGGUUUCCGCGCAUACGCACAUAUAUACAAAUGCCCCCACAGAAGAGGUUUUAGCAUCAAUUUCUGCCAGCAAUGAUCUGAGCGUUGUACAUACUGUACUUUGCAUAUUUCGUCACUGCGAGCUUUGAUCAUUCCCACAUGAUAGUUCUUCAUGUACGGAUGAUAUCUCCCAUCUAUAUAUGGAUCUACAUUCAUUUUAA
This is a messenger RNA of Coccidioides immitis RS, 1137 nucleotides long. Its product is annotated as anaphase-promoting complex subunit 2. Gene Ontology annotation, biological process: vacuolar proton-transporting V-type ATPase complex assembly. The record is from RefSeq and is a predicted model, not a curated record. The transcript has 2 exons. Bases 350 to 934 code for a protein of 194 amino acids. Gene Ontology annotation, cellular component: endoplasmic reticulum membrane. Lineage: Eukaryota; Fungi; Ascomycota; Eurotiomycetes; Onygenales; Onygenaceae.